AUAUAAACACCUUCUUCCCCCCCACUCCCACUCCCACUCCCUUAACAAACCCCCAUCAUCACUGAAAACGGUUUGCUUGCUAAAUAUUUGUGAAAUUAUUUGAAUUUGGUUGAUACCUUCCCAUUUGUGAAUCAUCCGUUUUCUGGGGUUGGAUCAAAUUAUCAAUAGUCUCUUGUUGGAUGUUCCCUUAUUAUUCAUGUACUUUUGAAAAUUGUAUUUAGUCUUUGACUCUUGGGUCAUAUCUAUACUCAAAUUUUACUUUGGUAAUAUUUUUUUUUUUUUUUUUUUGGGUGGUAGUAAAGGGUGAUACAACAGAUGUAACAUCCAAUCAAGAUUGCUUGUAAAAUUUAUGGUAUUUGGAAUGAUAGCAAUACAUAUUUAAAUCUGUGGCUUUGACUUUUCUGUACUAUACAUCAAUUAUGAAUUAUGACUCAUGACAUCAGUUCUUACUUGGAGACUUCUAUCACAAACCUCAAUGUUCUGAAUGAUUUCUGGUGUUGGUGCAACGAUACUUUAGCUUUUAGCAAUAUCUGCCACUUCCUAAGGAGUGAUAAGAAAAUGCAGUUUUAUCAUCAUCCGUUUGAUUUGGACAGCCAGAAAGUGAGACUUGCGUUGGAAGAGAAAGGCAUUGAUUAUACAUCUUACCAUGUCAAUCCCAUCACUGGCAAGAACUUGGAUUCCUCAUUCUUCAAGACCAAUCCCAGUGGAAGACUUCCUAUUUUCCAAAAUGGCUCUCACAUCAUUUACGAUACUAUUGAUAUAAUCCAGUACAUAGAAAGAAUUGCUGUGAUAUCCUCAGGUUCUGAGAGUAUCAGCAUCAGUAGCAGGGAAGUGAUUGAAUGGAUGCAGAAGAUACAAGAAUGGGAUCCUAAGUUUUUUACCCUUUUCCAUAUACCAGAGAAAUACCUGAUUUAUGUUUCCAAGUUCAUAAGGAGGGUGGUGAUUGCCCGAAUGUCUGAGUCUCCUGAGUUAGCAAGUGCUUACCAUGAGAAGUUAAGAGAAGCCUAUCAGACAGCAGAAAAAUUGAAAGACUUAGAUGUUUUGAGAAGGAGCAAGGAGCAUUUGGUUAGACUUCUUGAUGAAGCAGAGAUGCAGCUGAGUAAAACACGUUAUUUAGCAGGUCAAGAGUUCACCAUGGCUGAUGUGACGCUCAUUCCAGUACUGGCUCGUUUAGUACUAUUGGAUUUGGAGAAUGAGUACAUAACUUGCAGACCAAACAUUGCUGAGUAUUGGGUUUGGGUUCAGCAGAGGCCUAGUUAUAGAAAGGUGAUUGGUAAGUAUUUUGAUGGUUGGAGAAAGCACAAAACAUUAUUAAAAUCUUGGUACAUUGUUCGUAUUAGAAGUUUGCUGAAGAGGUACUAGUCAAAUACAUAUAUAAUAUAGGACUCAUGGUUGCCAAAAGGAGGUUGAAUAAGUGACUAUAUGAAAGAGCUUUUUGCAUGUGUUGUAGAUAAGGAGGAUCUAUAAUAAACCUUGGUCUUUGUUUUUAUUUUCCCUUUUCGUUUUCAACAUGUUUUUUUGCCUGAGAUAGAAGGGGGAAUCUUUUUUUCCUUUCUCCCUUACUGAAUGGUGAUACUAGAAACUGAGUUUGGAUUUGUUCCAGGAUGAGAUGGGAGUGAAAUUGAGUGAUGCAUGUUAUUGGAUAGUAUCCAAAAAAAACUUUGGACGCAGUACUAGAACAAUUCAUGGUUUCCAUCUUCCUUCAUUAGUUAAAAGACAAUAAGAGGCAAAUUUGUGUUUCUUUGAAUCAGUUAACUAUUUCUGUGCAAUGUUCUGUCUACUGAUAUUGGAACAAUGCCUUCGUGUGAGGGCCUUGUUAUGUGUACACUAAUUUUGUUAUCUGUAAAUGUAAUUACAGCAAUAAAGUACUUAUUUUCAAUACUAGAUUUCUGCCUCCUAAACAGACCCCUCUGGUGUUAUGCAUUUUCUACUUGCUUUGUUGUACGA
Messenger RNA from Gastrolobium bilobum, 1947 nucleotides. RefSeq names its product glutathione S-transferase TCHQD. The coding region runs from base 427 to 1362 and encodes 311 amino acids. The transcript is spliced from 3 exons. The record is from RefSeq and is a predicted model, not a curated record. Lineage: Eukaryota; Viridiplantae; Streptophyta; Magnoliopsida; Fabales; Fabaceae. Gene Ontology annotation, molecular function: glutathione transferase activity.